Messenger RNA from Scophthalmus maximus (turbot), 1236 nucleotides. It is a transcript of the gene mbip, whose product is annotated as MAP3K12 binding inhibitory protein 1. The transcript has 9 exons. Gene Ontology annotation, cellular component: cytosol. The record is from RefSeq and is a predicted model, not a curated record. NCBI's taxonomy places the organism in Eukaryota, Metazoa, Chordata, Actinopteri, Pleuronectiformes, Scophthalmidae. Bases 32 to 1051 code for a protein of 339 amino acids.
GCGGGCAGUAUUCUCUACACGUUGAACGGCAAUGGCGGCGACAAAGAAGCCGAGUGGACGCCACCACACUCCUCCUCCCCACGUCUCCAGCGAAAUGUCCAGCUCCACCGACUGUGUCCGCGUGUUGCUGAAGCUGCUGGCAGACUUCGGGAGCGAGCUCAGAUUAGGCAACGACACUUUGAGAAUAGACGUCGUCAACACCGAAGCUGUGGAUCGUCCGUCGUCAGCUGCUCGUGUUUACAGCUGUUUGCAGGAGCACAUCACAAAGCUACAGGCAGUUUCAGAAAGCUUAAAGACUCUUGUGGAAGCUGACAGCGAACGAUCGUCUACGAGACACAACCCUCCCAAUGAUGCGGUCACCUCAUCUUCCCUGGAGGAGCAGGCGACUCUGCUGUCGCAGCACCAUCCCCCCAGCUCCGAGGCUACGGAGGGCGAGGCGGCGGCUGAUGACGUCAUGGUUCAGAUCAGAGCCAGGAAGUCGGAGAUUGAGCGAAGAAUAUCUGCAUUUAUGGAGCGCAAGCAGAUGGAGAUCAAUGAAAACAAUGUGCGCGAGUUCUGCAACGUGAUCAACUGCAAUCAGGAAAACAGCUGUGCCAGAACAGAUGCAGUGUUCACUCCGUAUCCAGGUUUUAAAAGUCACGUGAAAGUCACACGGGUGGUGAACACUUACGGGCCCCAGACACGUGGUGCGGUGGGCCAAGCAGAGGUCGGGGAGCCGCAGAGGGGACAAAUGUCAAGGCACUGUGGAAACGCAGCCAUAGAGGAACGUCUUCACAACAUCGAGACUCACCUGAAGCUCCCAACAGCGGGCCCAGUCCCCUUGAACGUCUACCACAGACUGAAGACGCUGGAGGACCGUAUCCUGGAGUUGGAAGGUCUCUCGCCCGAGUACUUCCAGUCCACAAGUCACCUGCACAAACGACCAAAGACGUCCCCCGCUCAGGGCUGCAGCCUCACGGAGUUGGAUGAGAAGAUCAAUGCAGUGAAAGCUGCGCUGCUGAAAAGGGUGAAUGAAUUUGGGCCUGGAUAUGAAACAGAGUGUCCGCUGUAACGAACACGGAUCAAUCCUCCGAAAACAAAAAACACAAGUUUCCUCUUAAUUCCUUUUCUAAUGUUCACCGACUCGUGAGGACCGUUCUGUCCAUCAGACAUCUUCCAAUAUCAGAAUAGUUAUUCCUCGAUAAUAGUUAAGUGAAAUAAUGGCUCUGUAAAUAAAGUUCUUUUUUUUCCCCUCUA